Acyrthosiphon pisum (pea aphid) is the source of this 5144-nucleotide messenger RNA. RefSeq lists its product as uncharacterized. The transcript has 2 exons. NCBI's taxonomy places the organism in Eukaryota, Metazoa, Arthropoda, Insecta, Hemiptera, Aphididae. Bases 447 to 3944 code for a protein of 1165 amino acids. The record is from RefSeq and is a predicted model, not a curated record.
UAGGCGGCCGCGAGCUUUAUUUUUUGCCUGCAUCCCGCGCGCACCUCUGAGCUUUGUCCUGGCGCUCCGGGUGGAUUGAUUUACGGCUUAUGCGUAUUAUUGAUUCGCCCACGCGCGUACGCCGACGUACGCGCGCACGGCGUUCGACCGCCUGGCCGGACGGCUGCAGUAUAGUUGGCGGCGGGUUGGCGCGUCGGACAGCAGCUGCACGCGUCAAGCCACACGUCGUCGCGUCGCUAUAAAUAAAACGGUCGUUUGCACGCGGGUGUUCGGGUGCAGCGGUGUGGGUUAGCGCACUCCGACUCUGUUCGACGGCUGGACAGUAGUACGUCGCGUGUACCUGUCGGCUGCGAACGGUAAUCGAGUUAAGUCGACAGCCUCCAAACGGGGUUCCUGCAGUGCUGAUCGCGGCUGUCCGACAAGGGACAAAUCGACGGAGAUUAAAAAUGUCGGUCAUAACCAUAUGUAAAGCUGUCGAAGAAAUGAAUACGUUUAAAAGUCAACCAACUACUAAACUUAUCAAUGCUUCUACUUUGGCAAAGUUAACUGAGAAAACAUCAAUAACUGUACCGUCUACAUCAUCUGUCCAGUCAAAUCAGAUAUUGCUGAUUAACAAUGUCGAAGGACAGCCCGUAUCUGGUAUAUUGUUACCUUCUAAUCAUUUCAUGUUAAAAUUGAAUCAAAACCAGCUCCAACCCGAAUCAGAUCCAGAUGAUAAUACCGAGCGUGAAUCUACUUCAAAGUAUUUUUCAAUGAAUAAGAGUGAAAAGAAAAUGUUUAGAGAAACAUUUUUUUGUACACUUCUUGAUUUUAUGCAUGAAAUUUUGAAAGAUGGUCGUAUUGUUAGUUCUUCUGAUCAUAUAUGGGAACGUGUUGCUUCAAAAUUAGAUAAUAUACUGAAACCAAAAAGUAUUUACAAUCGUUUUAUUCUAAAUAAACAUUCUUGUAGAACUAGAUUAAUCGAAGCAUAUCUCAAAGACCCUAAAAGUCAAACUACAGAUAAUAUAUCAAUACUAAACCAUAUGAUGACAGAUGUACACCAUGAAUUUGUUGGAAAAAGACAGGGUCAUGUUGAUAAUGAAACAUUUUAUGACGCUUUGUUCGUGUUCAAAGAUAAGGUUCUAAAGGAUGGAGAGGUAGCACCAAGUGUUGAUUCUGUUUGGAAUCAAAUCUCAGCACACUUGAACCAUGCUUUGAAGCCCAAUAGCAUUUACUUGAGAUUCAAACGUAAUACCCACAACUGUCAUAAAAAAUUGCUUACUCAUUGUAAACUUGACCCCUCCAAAGCUAAAACCUAUGACGUUCCUAGUCGAAAGUUUGUACCAUCCGUGGAAAAGCAACAAAAUAAAGUAAAAAAGAAAAGUUUGAAGUUUGAAGAUUCUUCCAAAUUUUUCAAAGCAUUAUACACUCAUAGGAAAAAAAUCAUACAAAAUGGGUCAAUAGCAAGAUACAAUAAUUCGGUUUGGAAUGAAGUGGCAAAGAUGUUAGAUUACGCUCUACAACCAUCUGAUGUUCAUUCUAAAUUUAUUCGUAAUCAUGACUUAUGCCAGACGAAACUUAUUGAGGAAUGUAAGGAAGAUGAGAAUUUCACACCAUUAGUCGUUCCAAAAUUGAAUAAACCUAAUAGUGUAUCUGAUGAAACAUUUUUCAGUGUAUUAUGUAAAUACCGUGAUGAUAUUUUACAAAAUGGAAGUGAAAUAGCUAAAUUUUCUAAUCCUGUUUGGACUCAAAUUUCAAAAGACCUUAAUGAUACCUUAAAGCCGGCAACUGUAUACUUCAGGGUAACAAGAAAUUCUCAACUAUGUUUAAAUAGACUUCUUAAACCUACUGGAUUAUUGACAGACUAUGCGUACAAAGAUACAAUUAAUAAAGACCAGUUUUUCGAAACAAUAUGCUUGUAUAAAUAUUCAAUAAUGAAUGGUGAUCAAGUUGUAGAUUUAAGUGAUCCCGUUUGGAAUGAGAUUUCUCUUCGAUUAAACUCUGCAUUAUCUCCUGAAGUUAUCUUUGAUACAAUUUCUAAGGAUAAAGAUUUGUGUAAGACCAAAAUGAUUCAAGCUCUUAAAACAGAACGCAGUGUGUUUUCCGGAGAAAAUCCUGAAGUUUCUGAAAAUAUGACUGAAUUAACACCAAUAGUCGAAUGUAAUAUUUCCAAUGAAUCUACUGAUGAUUUUGUUGAAGUUAUUAGUGAAUUUAAAGAUUCUAUUUUACUAGCCAAUGGACAAAUAGCUUUAAAAGAUGAUCCUGUAUGGAAACAAAUAUCUAGUCGUUUGAAAGAUCUGAAGGCAGAUGAAGUAUAUUCAUAUAUCAUUAAUGAUUAUAAAAAUUGCCGCACUCGACUUUUUAAUAUUAAUUCUGUUCCUAAAAACAACUUAUUUGAAGCAAUAUUUGCACACCGACAGUCGGUUAUAAACAAUAAUGUUAUUGCAAAUAUUAAUAAUGGAGUCUGGACGAAAAUCAGUCAAAAACUAAACUAUGCAUUGAAACCCAGAGAAAUUUAUACGAAAUUCAUUAAAGAUGUAGAUGGCUGCCGUACAAAGCUGUUGAAAUCUUCAAAAAAAGAUUUUUGUCGUUCUCAAGGUAUUGAUAAAGACAAGUUUUUAGAUGUGAUAAUUAACCAUAAAGACUCCAUACUUAAAAACGGAACACAUGCUAAACCUAGUGAUCCAAUUUGGAGAGAAAUUGCAUCUAAACUUAACUUUUUAGUAAAACCAUUAACUCUUUAUAAUAACUUUAUGUUAAAUAGACAUAACUGCCAGCAGAAACUUCUAGAAGCUUGCGAAACAGAUAAAAAUGAAGUAAUUUCUUCACCAAUUUCAUCAAAAAUUACUUCUCAGAUGGACCACGAUUACACAAAAGGUGACGCAGACACUAGUUUUGAAGAUUUAAUAUCUAUGAGACAAAAAGUUGGCUAUGUACAAGAAAAUGACUUCAUUGGAGCUUGUUUAGUGUUCAAAGAUAAAUUAGUGAAAAAUAACUGUAUAGUGCCUUCUACUGAUAAUGUUUGGAAUGAUAUAUCAAAACACCUUAAUUAUGCAAUCAAAGCUAAAACAGCUUAUUUGAGGUUUAAACGAAACACUCAUAAUUGUCAAGGGAAAUUAUUUGGAAAUUUUCAAUUAAAUGAUGUUUCUUACGAAGGAGAUGAUGAUGCAUAUUCUGCUGAAGAACAAAGCAUCGAGGAUGAGAUGUUUUUUGAUGCAAUAUCAAUUUUUAAACAUUCCAUUAUCAAUAAUGGUAUAUUUGCUAUGGAAUCUAGUCCAGUUUGGUUGGACGUUUCAAAUUUAAUGAACAAUUUACUCUCUCCUGAUGAAGCAUUUUGGAAGUUUCGUCAAAACAGUGACUCGUGCAGAACAAAAUUAAUAAAAAAGUGUUUAGCGGAUUGGACCAAUGAACCUUCCUCGGUAAUUAAAAAUCGAAUCCAAGUUAUUAAAUCAAAAGAAGCAUUGUGGAAAGAAACGUUAAAAACUGAACAAACUGCAAGGAUGGAUAAAAAAAAUUACCCGACAUUUUCAAAUUUAAACGAAGAUGUAUUCUAUGAUGCUAUUUAUAAAUAUAAAAGUGACAUAUUCCAUAAUGACUUGAUUGCAAGCUGUACAAGUCCUGUAUGGACAGCUAUAGCCAAAGAGUUAAACAAUGAAAUGGAACCAUCUACUGUAUACUUAAGGUUUAGGAAUAACAUGACUAAAUGCAACCUGAAAUUUGCAGAAGCCGCUCAAAGACACAAUACUUAUCAAUUAAAACAAAACCAUAGUCAAAUGAAAAAACAAAAACAAUUACUUAUUGAAGAUAAUUCUAAUGAAUCAUGUGAUCAACAUAUGGUUAUAGACUAUGAUGACGAAGAAAUUAUAGAAAUUGAAUCUGAUAUUAAGAAUUACACGCCUGUUCAUAAAUCUAUACCAAUACAAACAGAGUUGCAAACAAUUAAACAUGUAAAUAAAGGGAAAUGAUAAUUUCAAAAAAUUCAAUCUAUAUUAGCUAUAGUUAACCUAAAAUGAUGAAUAAAACUUAUAUUUAAUCAUAAUUUUAAAUGGAAUUUAAUAAGGAUCUCUGAUGUAAAUAUGUUUUUUUCUCAUUAUUCUUUAAAAUUAAUUAAUAAUGACUGAUUAAUGUUACCUGUAAUUUUAAUUUGUUUUAUUUGUUUAACUUGUUUUUAUUUUUGUAUUUUUCAAUCAAACUAUGAGGUUGUGCAAUAUGUGUGUUCAAUCAUAUGUUUUUAAAGGUAAUUAACUAAUUUGAUUUGUAAUAAUUUGUAUUACUAGACCAGUUUAUUAUACUUUUUAGUUCAUUAUGUUUUUAUAAUUUAAAAUGUUUAUUUAAAUAUAAUAACUAUCUACAUAUACUUCUUUUGAAAUAAUAAAAUGUGUAUAUAGUAUUCAAUAGAUAUAGGGCACAUUAAAUUAUCGACCUACAUUUUGUCACAUUAUUUUAUACAUAUUUUUGUAAUUAUAUAUAUUAAAUAUUUUUAAUAUAAUAACUAUUAGUUAGAAUCUAAAUAAAAUAAAUUAAAUAAAAUAAAUUAUUGUUCUUGUUCCAAGCCAUUUUUAUUUUAAACUCAUUUUGAUUGUAUCUAAUGAUUUAAAUUCAACUUAUUUGUAGAAUUCAAUAAAUAAUACAUGUCAUAAUAUAAUUUGUUUAUAAUUUUAGAUAUUUGAUGUAUAUUGUAGGUAUUAAUGUACUACCUUUACUAAUUAUAAUAUUUUAGUACCUACCUAAUAUUAUUACUAAUUAGUAAUUAUACUUUACUUUAAAAUAUUUAAAAGUAAAUUUAGUUGGUAGAUUAAUAAAUAACUAGUGAUUACUACACUGUAUUAGACAUUAUAGUAGACUUUCAAUGAAGAACCAAGUCUAUUCCAAUAUUGUGAUUUGGUAAAGACUGACCCCACCAAUCUUUUUUUUUAUCGGUUUAUACAAUUAUUUUUUUUACAUAAUUUAUACCUGGUUAAAACAAUACAAAUCAUAAAACUUUUUGUUAAAUGUUAAAAAUAGUCUGUGUCUGUAUAUUACGUAAAUUACUACCUAUGACACUGUACAAAUUAGAUUUCUAUUAAGAAUUUAAGCAUUUAAACAUUUAAACUAUAAAAUGUUUAUAUAAUAUUAUGUAUUAAAUGUAAAUGGGUAUUUAUAAUGAAAACUAACCUAAACAAAAU